Vanderwaltozyma polyspora DSM 70294 is the source of this 1884-nucleotide messenger RNA. RefSeq names its product putative carboxylic ester hydrolase (gene SPO1). Gene Ontology annotation, molecular function: A2-type glycerophospholipase activity. Lineage: Eukaryota; Fungi; Ascomycota; Saccharomycetes; Saccharomycetales; Saccharomycetaceae. Gene Ontology annotation, cellular component: extracellular region; intracellular membrane-bounded organelle; cytosol. Bases 1 to 1884 code for a protein of 627 amino acids. The record is from RefSeq and is a predicted model, not a curated record. Gene Ontology annotation, biological process: glycerophospholipid catabolic process. The transcript is spliced from 2 exons.
AUGAAGAAAGUAGCACUAGUAUUUUAUAUUUUACGAUCACUGGUAUGCGUUUUAGGACACUUGGAUCAUCCAUAUGAAGUAGAAUGCCCCAACUAUCCUCUUAUCAGAGAGGCUAAAAAUGAACUAUGUUGGGAAGAGAAGCUUUAUUUGCAAGAAAACUUGAAACAUACUUCAAAGCAUUUAACUCAGUUUUUGAAGUCUCUAAAUCAUUCAAUGUUUAAUGAAAGAAUUAUACAUUAUAUUGAAAGAGAUAGACCUAGAAUAGGUUUAGCCAUCUCAGGGGGAGGAUAUCGGUCAAUGUUGACUGGUACAGGUUUCUUGCAGGAGAUGGAAAACAUUGGGUUAUACAAUUGCUUAAAUUAUGUUUCAGGCUUAUCUGGUGGGAGUUGGGUCUUAAUGGAUCUGGUACUACAUAAUUUUGAAGUCAAAAAUCUCAUAAAAGAUUGGAACUUAAACGACAGCCUUUUAAGAGGAAUACCUGAGAUCGAUAUAAAGCAAAGAGAUAUUAUAUCAGGAAUUAAUCAAUCUGAAAUUUUUGAUGGAAUACGUGCAGUAAAGAGAGACUAUGUGGAAUAUGAACCUGACUUUAAUAUUCUAAAAAAUGGUAAGAAAUUUUCACCUUUAUUAAAAGUUAAAGAACUUAUCUUACAGUCUAUUAGAGGACGAGGAAAACUUACAAAUACCCCCCAGGAUAAAAAUACUUCGAUAAUUGAUUCAUUUAAAAAUGUUCAACAGAUUGUAAAAUUCUACAUAGAAUUACACCAUAGUGUUCGUCCUAAAAGGGUUCAAGGAUUUCAAAUAUCUUUUACUGACUACUGGGGGAAAGCCUUGGGAAAGCGACUCAAAGGUAAUAUUCUAACUUCGAAGCCAAGUAGUUCAUUUUCUGAUAUGGCUAGAAAUUCUCCAUCUUUUAUGAAAUUCCAGGCUCCCAUACCUGUUUUCAUUGCAAAUUGUAGGAAUGGGCUAUUAAAAAAUGUAAUAUUUGAGUUCACUCCUUUCGAAUUUGGAUCUUGGGAAUCUAUGCUAAGACUGUUCGUUAAGAUUCCAUAUCUAGGUUCUGAUAUAGUAGGAGGAGAAAGUCUAAAAUGUUCCAAAGGAUACGACGAUCUUGGAUACAUAACUGCAACAUCGUCAUCUGUUUUCAAUAACGUAUUACUGUAUAUAUGGGGGCAAGUAUCUAAAUCAUCAAAGGAAACAAUUAAAGCAAUGAAGAUAAUAAUGAACACAAUUGGUUUAACAGCAGAGAAUCAAAUUCCUAAAAAUGAGCAAAGACAGCCUUUAGAGACAUAUUAUGCACUUUAUCAGAACAAUCCCUUUUAUAAAUUUCCAAACAUUAAUAAUGAACUAACCGACAAGGACUAUUUGUAUUUAGUCGAUGGUGGUGAAGACGGUGAAAAUAUUCCUUUGAGGACACUGUUAAUACCAGAACGUCAAUUGGAUGUUGCAUUCAUAAUAGAUUCAAGUUCUGAUUUGAAUAAUUUCGCCAAUGGAACUAAAUUAAAAAAUGUGCUUAAGCAAUUAAAUAAGGAACAUGAGGUCUACGAACCGCUUGGCCCUGAAUUUAAAUUAACGGAUCAUCCUGUAGCGAUAGGCUGCGAAACAAAAUACACAAAAGAUGGGAAAACAUUACCUAUAUUGAUUUAUAAUACAAAUAAAGAUAUGGUUUAUCCUUCGAACACAUCUACAUUCAAGAUAACCUAUAGUGAAGAAGAAGCAUUGGGAAUGAUCAAUAAUGGUAGACAAAUAUUUACUGACAACAAUAAUCCAAACCACAAUAAAUGUUUGGGGUGUCUGAUAAUAAAGAGAACCUUAGAUAGAAACAAAGGAAAUAUAGAAAUACCAAUAGAAUGUUUGGACUGUUAUGAACAAUAUUGCAUUUCAUAA